AUGAAGGCCACCACCGCCAUCUUCCUCACCAUUGCCACCCUCGCCACGGCGGCCCCCAGCCCCAACGCCGCGACCAACCUUGGCCUUCUCACCACCCGCCAGGGCUGCUCGUACGCGUGCGUCUGCCAGACAGAUGGGGAGGGAGAAGGCCCCAGCCCCGACACGACCAGGUGCUGCACCGGCGGCACUCCCGUGAACGAAGGCGUCGCCUGCACGGAAAUGAACUUCGCCGCCGCCGUCAACUUCGUCGGCUGUUGCACGCUCGGACACAUCUGCACCGUCGCUUCGGGCUGCGAUCCCAUCCCGGACAAUUAG
Molecule: messenger RNA, 315 nt
Organism: Chaetomium globosum CBS 148.51
Lineage: Eukaryota; Fungi; Ascomycota; Sordariomycetes; Sordariales; Chaetomiaceae
Exons: 2
Coding region: 1-315 (104 amino acids)
Source: RefSeq, a predicted model, not a curated record